This is a messenger RNA of Schistosoma margrebowiei, 2009 nucleotides long. The record is from the annotation of a GenBank genome assembly. NCBI's taxonomy places the organism in Eukaryota, Metazoa, Platyhelminthes, Trematoda, Strigeidida, Schistosomatidae.
GAAUAAAAAGCGCGCUCUACGGUUUUCAAGGUAAAGUUUGAACAAAAGCUAUUCUUACAAUAGAUAUGUGUUUUAGAUUCAUCAGUUGACAUACGCGACGUCUGUCGAUAUGUCUGUAGCAGAUUCAGAUAAUUCACAUAUAGGGAUUGUAAUGUAGUUAUUGCAGAUCUCCAACGUCCUUUUGACGUUAGUUAAAUAGGAUUUCUUAUAGACUUUCACAGCAUAUAUAUUACGCUACAGGCGGCUUUCUGCAUUAAAGGUGGUGGUUGCUUGACAUUGAGAAAAUUUCUGAACAAAGCAAUUUCCAAUAAAAAUAACUCAUCUCAUAGGGUGCAAUGCCUUUAUUCAUCAAAGCUGUCUACAAUUUAUAGCUUUUCAUUUAUCAUCCUACAAGGAUAAUGUUCUUAUUAUUCUAAUCUAAAGCCUCAGAUAAUCGAGUAAGGGAUUAUCAAACGUUUUAUCAUGGUUCUCUCGUUGUUUGAUCUGUCAUUCAGUACAGUCAGUCGUGAAAUACACACUUUCUAAUGUGCUUGCCGCAAAAUUCACAUAGAUAUUGGUACAAAGGGGCAGCAAAUACAUAUGCGCCACACUAGUCUUUUCAUUUAUAUGUGAAGCUUUACUUUGUUGUCUGCUUGUGUCAUAAUCUAGUUUAGAUUUAGUAACCACAAUUAUCAUUUACCCAGUAGGAAAGUCAAAAAAAUGUAAGCAAGCUUUCAACUGGACUAAUUUAUUUUUGAGCAUCUUGUUUACACUUGAAACGCAUAUUUUACUCAUCUAAUGAGUAGUGAAGUCCCUAAUUACUUCUUAAAAUUCACUCUAACUGGUCAUACAAAAGCAGUCUCAUCAGUAAAAUUUAGUGAAAAUGGUCAGUGGUUGGCAAGUUCAUCAGCUGAUAAAUUAAUCAAAGUAUGGAAUGCUUAUGACGGGAAAUUUGAAAAAUCUAUCAGCGGUCAUAAACUGGGAAUUUCAGAUGUUUCGUGGUCUUACGACUCAAGAUUUCUGUGUAGUUCCUCCGAUGACAAAACUUUAAAACUGUGGGAUCUCGUCUCUGGCAAGUGCCUAAAAACGCUUAAAGGUCACAGCAAUUAUGUUUUUUGCUGUAAUUUUAAUCCACAGUCAAACCUGAUCGUUUCUGGCUCGUUUGAUGAAAGUGUCAAGUUAUGGGAUGUGAAAACAGGCCGGUGUAUCCGCACACUUCCUGCCCACUCUGAUCCUGUUACAGCUGUUAAUUUCAAUCGUGAUGGUUCGCUCAUUGCUUCCAGCAGUUAUGAUGGACUAUGUCGAAUCUGGGAUACUGGUUCUGGUCAGUGUUUAAAAACAUUGAUAGAUGAUGAUAACCCUCCUGUUUCAUUUGUUAAAUUCUCGCCUAAUGGCAAAUACAUUCUAGCUGCUACACUCGAUAGUUGUCUCAAAUUGUGGGAUUACACUAAAGGUAGAUGCUUGAAAAUUUAUGGAGGGCACAAAAAUGAGAAGUAUUGUAUAUUUGCAAAUUUUUCAGUUACCGGAGGCAAAUGGAUUGUCUCGGGGUCUGAAGACAACUGUAUUUAUUUAUGGAAUUUGCAAACAAAGGAAAUUGUACAAAAACUUUCUGGUCAUAAUGAUGUUGUUUUGUGUACUGCUUGUCAUCCUCAAAUGAACAUGAUUGCUUCGGGAUCGUUAGAGGGCGAUAAAACAAUUAAAAUUUGGACUAGUGAUAAGUGAUUGCUUCUGGUUUAUUAUACUUCUGGAUCCUUGUAUACUAUUUUUUACCUCCAAUGCCCUUUGCCUGUAUAUGUUGUAUCAUCUGUUUUUCAUAUCACAGGUUAUUCAUAUGAACUACAAAUUUAUCGAUUCAUCCUACGUAAAUGAUUCAUUAUUGACAUUUUUUGUUGCAAAAAGGGAAAAUCUAUGUUCUAUUGUAAAUUGCCCGACUAAAACUGUUCGUUUGAGUGUUUCUUUAUCGAUCCUUGUGAAGUGGACUUAUUAUGAAUCCACACCUUAUUACUAAAAUACAGAUACGGUUCAUGAUU